Mucor mucedo is the source of this 1443-nucleotide messenger RNA. RefSeq lists its product as uncharacterized. Bases 112 to 1380 code for a protein of 422 amino acids. Gene Ontology annotation, biological process: actin cytoskeleton organization. The transcript has a single exon. NCBI's taxonomy places the organism in Eukaryota, Fungi, Mucoromycota, Mucoromycetes, Mucorales, Mucoraceae. The record is from RefSeq and is a predicted model, not a curated record. Gene Ontology annotation, molecular function: actin binding.
AUUUUGUAUCAUUAAAUUAAUAAUUUAUAUAUAUAUUUCUUUUUACUAAAGAAAUAAUUUAAAAAAAUAAAAAAAAAAUCAACAACACACAAUUCUACAUAAUCACAUAAUAUGGCCUUUAUUGUAUCAAAAGACAUGCUUGUAAAUGAAGAGGGACAAUACAAGAUGUAUUCAGGCAACAACGAAGAGGAAAGCAAGUUGUAUCACCACGAGCCUAAUGCGGUAGUCAAUCUAGAAGGUGGUAGUGCAGUAGAAGAAGAUACAGAAGAUGAGGAUGACGAAGACACGCCACCUGUUGGUUUUAAAUCGUCUCCUCCCCCCGCCAUCCAGACCUAUUCACCACAGCUCAAUCUUAGUUUGUAUUCACCUUCUGUCGCCUCAAUUCAAACCAGUCGUUUCUUAUCUGCUGCUGCUACUGCUGCGUCUACAGGUACUGCUGCUGCUGCUUCUGCUUCUGCUGCUGCUGCUGCUGCUGCUGCUGCUGCUGAUAACACUAAAGCUGCAACCACAACCACUAGAGCGCAUGCACCUUCACGAACUCCCCUUUCCCCCUUCCACAAAGAACCAUCCAGAGCAGUCCAAAAUGCAACGGGGAAAAAAAGUCCUUUAGAUUCCUUUUCAUCCUCCCAAAUGAAUAAAAUGGAUCUACGCUCGCCACCCACACCACAACCAUCGCAGUCGACAUCACGAUUGAUGAAUGCUUUCCAGCGAUUAAAAAAGACGUCACAACGGAGUGGCAACCAUGUGGUACCAGUAGAUGUUAUUAAACCAUGUGCGUCUAAAAGUUCAUUAGCGGAUAAGAUCAAGAAUAAAUUCCAGCCGAAAAAGAAGGAAAAUGAAAAGAAAAAGAUGACAACGAGCAUGCCACGUUCAUCUUCAUUUUCUUCUAUCCGACAUUGGUCUACACAAGCAAACGGUAAUAAGAGGAUGGUGAAAUCGAAUUCGGUGACGUCGUUUCCGACGAGUACAUGCUCGACGACGAGCUCAAAGGAGUCAGUGACGGAAUCGGUCAAGAUGGCUCAGAGUUUGACACUGACGAAAUCGAUUUCGUCGCAUCGAUUGUAUAAGACCGCGACGACACAAGGGGAGAGUCGACCACGACAACCGUUACGAGCGGUGAACCCAAAUGAUUCGAUGCGAGGGGAUCCUCAUUUACAGACGACGAAAAAGAAGAACAGUGUAGUACGAUUUACAAAAUUAGUGUCGGUGCGAGAUACAUUUUCCAAGAUGGAUUAUGAUCGCGCUUCAGAUCCCGAAGCGGUGUGUACACGAUUGACUCCUACCAUGGCUCAACAAAUAAAGGAAGAAUUAAAUGCAUAUAAAUUGCAUGAAAUGCAGGUGCAUGAAUAUAGUAGAGUUCACACUCAUUUCUUUCUUUAAAAAACACGCCUCCCCUUUUUUUUGAAAAAAACAAAAAAUAAACAUGAUUUAAAUUAAAAAAAA